AUGAGCCUUUCCCAGCGUCUUUUGGUCGCUGACGCCCAUAGGCAGUUUCGCGAAGAAAUCGAAGGAAACGUUGAGGACGAGGAUAGAGAGGCGAGUGGUUCUGAAGCGCCUAGCCUUGUCGUAAGACCCAGGAGACGGGCUCAUCGGAGGGCUCGUAUCGACCAGUCAGACCGUCUUCCCGCACCGAGAAGUGUUCCGUUCGACGAAGUAGACUGCCGUCCUGUGAUAUACCACCCCGGUGGGAUUUUCGAAGAACUACCUUCGCUGCCUCCCGAAGCGUUACGCGACCCGCGAGUUCAAUCGUGGGGAAACGUUUUCAGUUCCUGUUCUUCCAACGAGACCGUGAAGAAUUUGCUAAGGGAGAAUGGUGGCGCUGGAGUCACCUUCCUCAUUCCGUCAACCGAUCAGCGGCCGUGGUCGCCACCGGUUGGUUACCAGUGCGUGUACGAAUCUUACUUCAAGGAUCAGACAAAGCUCUGGUUCCCAAUCCCCAGACUGAUCACGUCUUACGCGUUUCGUCGGGACAUCGCCAUUUCUCAGCUGCUGAACGGGUCGCUGCGCAUAGCUGUCAUGUUGAUGGUUAUGACAGCGGAGAUGGAUGUUUCGAUGAGUGUGAGGGUGUUCGAGGAGCUGACUUUCACGAAGGCGGAGCCGAACGGGAUCUUUUCAGUAAAGAUGCGAGCGAGUUACAACGUUUUGACCGGUCAUCCCAACAAGACGCAGGAUUGGCAACGCGCAUACUUCUUCAUUAAGUCCAACGAGCAUGCCUUCGAGGAGCCGCCGGGGGACGAUUAUCGCGUUUUAUGGAAUCAGCAACUUGUUCGUCAUCCCAAUACAAUUGCCUAUCCCGAGAAAUUCUUCGAAACUGCCCAACUGAUCGCGACGCAUAGUCAUCUCAGGUGGCCGGAUCUUAGUCGGGAGUGGAUACGUCGGCAGCAAGCAAGGAUCGCUAGAGUUGAUUGGGAAUCGAGACUUCCUUGUGUACUCGGUCCCCGCAAGUCACGUCUCUCCCUGUUUACUCGGAAACAACAAAAGCUCCUUAACCAAGCUAGAAAUAUGGAGGGAGUUCCCGACUUGAGUGCCCUAUUGAAAGGGAGGCUUCAAAUGCUCUCAACGAAGUCGUCUUCUGCCGGUGCCUCAGAGGUCAGGCCUGUUCCCGCAGAUGGAGAUGUGAACUCUGAGGCGCCAGCUCAGAGUUCCCCAAAGAAGAAGGCCAGUAAGGCCAAGAAAAGGAGUGUCCCUUUGGAGGAGGCACCAUCCUCUGCUGAUGUCUCUGAAGUCGCUGCUAAGAAGAAGAAGAAGAAAAAGGGGAGCAAGAAAAGAGGUGGGGGACCGGCUACUGAAACCGGAGAUGGCUCACGGGAUGAAUCUCCGUUGAGUAGGGGAACCCCUUCUUCUUCUGAGAGGAAGACUGGUGUGGAAAGCGGAGGUUCGCUUCCACAGAAGGCGGGAGGAGGAAUUCGCUUUCCGGAUCGCGUAGAGUUCCUUUACGACGAGGCGACUCCGUUGGUUCUGAAUCCGCUUCAAUGUGCUGAACUGACCCGUCAGAUCCGUGGUGGGACCAAAGAGUUGCCGCCGAUCGACGACUUGUACUUCAAAAAGGAGUACAUUGACGCGGCUAUGGCGAGCAAACGGAGUGACGGAAGCAUGAACUAUCUCGUUGAGAAGUACGACACCACCUUGAAGCAGACGAUGGUUCAGCUGGGCGCCUCGGAGAAGCUCGCACGAACCAGGUUGGGUGUGAUCGAGAGGUUACGCGAGAAAACUCGCUUAGAGCGGUUGGUCGCUUCCCUCGAGAAAGAGAAGGCCGAGCUCGAGGAAGAGAGGGAUGCUGUCGUUGGAACGCUGGUCAAAGAGAGGCAACGUCUGAGGGACUCUAGGGUUCAGGAGGUCACCCGCGAGAGGAUCAAGGUUCAAACGGCUAUGGCGGACAAGUCUACUCGCUGUGUAGGUAAGAUGAAGGGCUAUCUGGAUCGCCUUAACGCGCUAGAGAAGGCCAAGAAUCUAUACGGGCAGGCUUCGGGGACGAAAAAGUGCCUUGAGAUGAUAAGAGAUAGCGGGACCGAGAUCCCGCAGAGUAUGAUCGACAUCUUUUCGGAGCAGGAGAAGGUGCAUGAGGCUGAAAUCGCCAAACUCCGCCUCGAGCCAUUCUCCGAGGAUGACUUUGCUCUCUCUCCUCUCAACCUCCCUUCUCGAUUUGUAAGUGAAGAGCUCGUGGGGGUACUCGACCCGUACGGGUCGAAUGUUGGAACUGCCAUCGAGGAGCGUCCCGACAGAAACGAUCCCGAGGAGGCCGGGGACGCGAUUCCAGAAGACACAGGGGAUGUAGCCACCGAAGAUCCGGUCCUGGUUUCUUCGUCUGAGGAGCGAGAAGAGGACGAGGUGGGUGAGGAGGAGAACAGGUCGUCGCCGGCACUUAUCGAAGAGACGGUCCCGAUCCCGUCAGUUUCAGACCCUCCUGCUCAGGUCGAAGGCCUUGACGCUCAAGCCGUUGAAGAAGAAGUGGUUGAACCGCUUGACCCGAGCAGGGACGACCAAGACAUUGUCGUUUGA
Molecule: messenger RNA, 2553 nt
Organism: Brassica napus (rape)
Lineage: Eukaryota; Viridiplantae; Streptophyta; Magnoliopsida; Brassicales; Brassicaceae
Product: meiosis-specific protein ASY2-like
Exons: 6
Coding region: 1-2553 (850 amino acids)
Source: RefSeq, a predicted model, not a curated record